AACCUAAUUUUCCACUGAAGGGGGGGGGGGUUCUUUCUUGAAGUGAACACAUAGGCAAUUGAUAAGUUGUAAAGGCACUGAAAAAGAAAACAGUUAGCUCAGGGGCGAAAUUGCUUUAUAAUAACGAUUCCAACAGUUGAUUUGCGUCGCUACAUGCUUCAUUGCAGCGAAAGCGCUUAAGUUGUUCGGCGUGUUCGCUACGCCAGGUGUUAGUGGGAGGAAAAUGCCAUCUUUUUCAUGGAGGCUUUGGCUUGGCCUGGUUCUGAUCCUCCCAUCUUCGCUGGCGGCGGACGAAGAGUCGUCGCUGCUGCAGGACUGGCAUGACGUAUGGCUGUUCCGCUUCUUCCUCAACAUGCUGGGCUACACCACCAUCAUCAUCCCCGGCUACUUGCUCAUCACCUACUUGAAGAGGAUCAACUACCUCCAAACAGGUGUGGAUGAUCUACAAACUGGCCGAGGCAUUUGCUAUCCUGUCAUAAAGGCCUGUGUGUUUGGAAGUGAAUCGAAGACAGGUCUCCUAGACGACGUGUCGCUAGCUCCCAGAAAUGACACGGACUCAGGCUCGUCGGCCAGACAAGCCUUCAAGUUAGUCUUCUGCGCUGCAGGACUUCAGGUGUCCUACCUGACAUGGGGUGUCCUACAGGAGAGGGUGAUGACUCGCUCGUACGGGGCUUCCACCCCCGAGGAGGAGGGCGAACACUUCAAGGACUCCCAGUUCCUGGUGUUCAUGAACCGUAUCCUGGCACUGACCGUGUCAGGCCUGUGGUGUGUCCUGUUCAAGCAGCCCCGCCACGGCGCACCCAUGUACAAGUACUCAUUUGCCUCGCUCUCCAACGUCCUCAGCAGCUGGUGCCAGUACGAGGCCCUCAAGUACAUCAGCUUUCCCACCCAGGUGCUGGCCAAGGCCUCUAAAGUGAUCCCUGUCAUGCUCAUGGGCAAGAUUGUGUCACACAAGAGCUAUGAGUACUGGGAGUACCUGACGGCGGCACUCAUCUCUCUGGGUGUCAGCAUGUUCUUGUUGACGAGCACAGCCGAUAAGCACCCAUCUACGGUCACAACGUUCAGCGGCGUGGCCAUCUUGGGUGGCUACAUCGUCUUCGACAGCUUCACGUCCAACUGGCAGGACAACCUGUUCAAGCACAAGAUGUCAUCUGUGCAGAUGAUGUUCGGCGUCAACCUCUUCUCCUGCCUCUUCACCGUGGGCUCGCUGCUGGAGCAGGGCGCCUUCUUCGACUCGCUGGCCUUCAUGACGCGCCACUCGGAGUUCGCAUUCCAUGCUGUGCUGCUGUCGGUGUGCUCGGCGUGCGGCCAGCUCUUCAUCUUCUACACCAUCGCGCAGUUCGGCGCCGCCGUCUUCACCAUCAUCAUGACCCUGCGGCAGGCCAUCGCCAUCCUGCUCUCCUGCUUCCUGUACGGCCACGCCGUCACCAUGGUGGGGGGCUUUGGCAUGGCCGUGGUCUUCCUUGCCCUCUUUCUGCGUGUCUACGCCCGCAGCCGCAUGAAGGCGGGACGCAAGGUACCGCAGCCACAGGUGCAGAAGGUCUAGGAGGAGGAGUUGGAGGGAACUGGAAAAUGAACUAAAGCCACGUUUUCGGUGGCGCUUUUUCUCGUCUGUGUGUCCAGUUCGACUUUUUUAAGUGUUCAUUUUAUGGGUUUCUACUUUGUAUAGAAAGGGUACAGAAAGGGAUUCUAAUGCCUUUUAAAGGUGUUUGACUUGACACGAACUGAGCUGUUGUCAGAGGUCAUUCGGCUAAAGCAAUCAGCAGUCACAGGCGUUUUAAAUUAUACGGCAACCGUCGCUUGUCCAUUUGUGUAUCUGAAACCCAGCUCAAAAGCAUACCACAUUGGCAUGUGAAAUGUAAAUAACUGAUAAUGGCUGACGCCUUUUAAUUUCUGUCUCCGUGAUAUGCUUCUGGAGCAGCACUCAGAACAUAAAUUGGACAUUUGAGGUGUAGGGUUGGCGUUAGCGCUAGUACAUGAGCUGUGUACUGCAAGACUCCAGCUCUUGGUAAUGUAACAUUGUGAAUGGCACCAUAUUAAGUGGUUUAUAAGGCCUCUAUGAAAAGUUACUUUGACAGUGAGAGAACAUGAGAUAUUGUGGUUAGCAGAGCAGGGGAUCAUCUCUGUUUAGAUACUCGAUCAAUUUAGUUUAAAAACGAUGUCAUUAUUGCAUUGUUCUACUUUUUGUACAUGGCAUAAGAGAAAUGUUCUGUGAUCAUUACUAGUCAAUGAUCAGGUAAUUCUGCUUGAAUAUUUUAUUUCUUCUGUAUAAAGAAGAUUCACUUUGGGCAGUGUUCUGACUUAAGAUCUGCCCACUUAACUUACGUUUUUGCAGAAGUCUACCAUUGACAUGAAUGAAGGAUUUACGCGGACGUUCGAGCUGUGCAAACCCAGAUCUCAAGUCAAAAUACAGAUCAUAGAAAGUUGAUGUUUUUUGUCCCUCGUGGCUUCCCAGAGAAUGUCUGAUAAGGAAUGUUACUGAUAGUGUCCCCACAGAGAGAACUAAACCAUUUUCCUCACAGCAUCACAAGAAUAAAUGUGCAGCUUACCAGCAAACCAUCAAAAAUAACUUUGCAGCAGUUAAUGUUCUAUUUUAAUAUGGAACUGGGACUGUGUGUGUCACACACACAGUGCCUACAGAAAGUAUUCAGACCACUUGACUUUUUCCACAUUUUGUUACAUUACUGCCUAUUCUAAAAUGGAUUACAUCGUUUUUUUCAGUCCUCAAUCUACACACAAUAACACCAUAAUGUCAAAGCAAAAACAGGUUUUUAGAAUUGUUUGCAAAUGUAAUUAAACAAAAUAUUACAUUUAUGUAAGUUUGCAGACCCUGUUCAUUCAUGCACCUGAGCUCAAUUUCGAGUCUCAUAGCAAAGGGUAUGGAUACUUAGGUAAAUAAGGUAUUUAGGUUUUUAAAGUUGUAUAAAUAUACAAAUAUUUCUAAAAACCUGUUUUCGCUUUGUAAUUAUAGGGUAUUGUGUGUAGAUUGACGAUGGAAAAAAAUCUAUUUAAUCAAUUUUAGAAUAAUGCUAACGUGACUGUGGAAAAAGGGAUCUGAAUACUUCCCAGUGUGUGUGUGUGUGUUAGGUCAACAGAUGCUUAUUCAAGAUGCCCAUCUUAUUUUUUUAAUAGGACACACUAACGUUGGGUCAUGCAAAAUACAAUUUACUGUCAAAUGCCAGCAAGAGUUGCAGCCAGAUGGAUUUUUUCGAACUUCAGCUUUUGGAACAUUCAGCCUGCACAAUUAUUUGCUCUCUGCUUUGUUAGUUUAGGUUUCAACUCAGCAAACCAUAAUGACAUAUUUGAUUAGCAUAAAUGCCAUAAAUCUUUAUGCUGAAUGUUAAAAGUAUUGUGGCAUUAAUUUAGUGGCCUGGCUGACCCAGGGAGUGUGUAUGGGGAGGGAAGGACUUCCAGUUGGCUUAGCCAGGCAAAUGAAUCAGCGCUAUGUAUAUAAACUAAUUAUAAUUUAAUUGAUACACUGUGUGUUUAUAUACAGUACCAGUUAAGUUUGGACACGCCUACUCAUUCAAGGGUUUUACUUCAUUUGUAUUAUUUUCGACAUUGUAGAAUAAUAGUGAAGACAUCUAAACUAUGAAAUAACACACAUUACCAUUCAAAACUUUGUGGUCACUUAGACAUUUACUUGUUUUUGAAAGAAAAGCAAAAAAUGUUUGGCCAUUAAAAUAACAUCAAAUUGAUCAGAAAUACAGUGUAGACAUUGUUAAUGUUGUAAAUUACUAUUGUAGCUGGAAACGGCAGAUUUUUUAUGGAAUAUCUACAUAGGCAUCCAGAGGCCUAUUAUCAGCAACCAUCACUCGUGUGUUACAAUGGCACGUUGUGUUAGCUAAUCCAAGUUUAUCAUUUUAAAAGGCUAAUUGAUCAUUUGAAAACCCUUUUGCAAUUGUGUUAGCACAGCUGGAAACUGUUGUCCUGAUUUUAAAGAAGCAAUACAAUUGGCCUUCUUUAGACUAGACUAGUUGAGUAUCUAGAGCAUCAGCAUUUGCUGGUUUGAUUACAGGCUCAAAAUGGCCAGAAACAAAGAACUUUCUUCUGAAACUUCAGUCUAUUCUUAUUCUUAGAAAUUAAGGCUAUUCCAUGUGUGAAAUUGCCAAGAAACUGAAGAUCGCAGAACAGCGCAAACUGGCUCUAACCAGAGUAGAAAGAGGAGUGGGAGGCCCCGGUUCACAACUGAGCAAGAGGACAAGUAUAUUAGCAUCUAGUUUGAGAAACAGACGCCUCACAAGUCCUCAGCUGGCAGCUUCAUUAAACUGUACCCGCAAAAUACCAGUCUCAACGUCAGCAGUGAAGAUGCGACUCUGGGAGGCUGGCCUUCUAGGCAGAGUUGCAAAGAAAAAGCCAUAUCUCAGACUGGCUAAUAAAAAUAGAAGUUUAUGAUGGGCAAAAGAACACAGACACUGGACAGAGGAACUCUGCCUAGAAGGCCAGCAUCCCGGAGUCGCCUCUUCACUGUUGACGUUGAGACUGGUGUUUUGCAAGGUACUAUUUGUAUUUCUGAUCAAUUUGAUGUUAUUUUAAUGGACAAUUUUUUUUGAUUUUCUUUCAAAAACAAGGGAAUUUCUAAGUGACCCCAAACUUUUGAAUGGUUGUGUAUGGAAUCAUGUAGUAACCAAAAACGUGUUAAACAAAUCAAUAUAGAUUUUAAAUUCUUCAUGUGGAAUUAUUUUCCAACAGUCCCACUAUGCUGAGCACUUGUUGGCUGCUUUUCCUUCACUCUGCAGUCCAACUCAUCCCAACCCAUCUCAAUUGGGUUGAGGUCGGGUGAUUGUGGUGCAGGACUCCAUCCCUUUCCUUCUUGGUUAACUAGCCCUUACACAGCCUGGAGGUGUGUUUUGGUUCAUUGUCCUGUGGAAAAACAAAUGAUAGUCCCACUAAGCGCAAACCAGAUGGGAUGGCGUAUUGCUGCAGAAUGCUGUGGUAGCCAUGCUGGCUAAGAGUGCCUUGAAUUCUAAACAAAUAACUGACUGUGUCACCUUCAAUGCACCGUCACAUUACCUCCAUGCUUCAUGGUGCGAACCACACAUGCGGAGAUCAUCAGUUCACCUACUCUGCGUCUCACAAAGACACGGCGGUUGUAACCAAAAAUAUCAAAUUUGGACUCAUCAGACCAAAGGACAGAUUUCCACCGGUCUUAUGUCCAUUGCUCGUGUUUCUUGGCCCAAGCAAGUCUCUUCUUAUUGGUGUCCUUUUUAGUAGUGGUUUCUUUGCAGCAAUUGAACCAUGAAGGCCUGAUUCAUGCAGUCUCCUCUGCACAGUUGUUGAGCUGUCUGUUCCUUGAACCCUGUGAAGCAUUUAUUUGGGUGGCAAUCUGAGGUGCAGUUAACUCUAAUGAACUUAUGCGCUUCAGCAGAGGUAACUCUGGGGCUUCCUAACCUGUGGCGGUCCUCAUGAGAGCCAGUUUCGUCAUAGCGCUUGAUGGUUUUUAUGGCUGCACUUGAAGAAACUUUCAAAGUUCUUGAACUUUUCCGGAUUGACUGACCUUCAUGUCUUAAAGUAAUGAUGGACUGUUUCCCUUUGCUUAUUUGAGUUGUUUUUGCCAUAAUAUGGACUUGGUCUUUUACCAAAUAGGGCUGUCUUCUGUAUACCACCCCUACCUUGUCACAACUGAUUGGCUCAAGCGCAUUAAGAAGGGGGGGAGAAAAAAUAUAUAUAUACUUAUAACAAGGCACACCUGUUUAAUUGAAAUGCAUUCCAGGUGACUACUUCAUGAAGCUGGAUGAGAGAAUGACAAGAGUGUGCAAAGCUGUCAAGGCAACGGUUGGCUACUUAAACGAAUCUAAAAAUAUUUGAGAUUUUUCAAACACUUUUUUGGUUACUACAUGAUUCCAUAUGUAUUAUUUCAUAGUUUUGAUGUCCUCACUAUUAUUGUACAAUGUAGAAAAUAGAAACAAAUAAAGAAAAACCCUUGAUUGAGUAGGUGUGUCCAAACUUUUUACUGGUACACUGAGUGUACCUAACAUUAAGAACACCUUCCUAAUAUUGAGUUGCACCCCCCACUUUUUGCCCUCAAAAGAUUUAACAAGUAUCAUCAAUAAGGGAUCAUAGCUUUCACCUGGAUUCACCUGGUCCAUCCAUCAUGGAAAGAGCAGGUGUUUGUAAUGUUUUGUACUGGUAUUAUCAAAAUUUGAAUUUGUAUUCAAACAAGCCAUAGUCAGUAAUCACCCGUAGGGUGUACAGGCCCUGUCAAUGAAGGGUGUUGAUUUGUCAAAUUGCAAUCACUUCAUGAAGUUCAAAUAUAAAACAUUCAAAUAUACAGCACUGUAUCAUUAACUAUGGUCCAGAAGCCAAUCUGCUCUUGCUGCAACACUCAAGAUGAAUAUGACUCAAAACAAUAUCAAUGCCCUAUGUAUAGGCUGUACAAAUGUUAGAUUUUUAUGUUCUGUUUACAUUAGCUUGACACCUUUUGUUGAAAUGUCAGUUGGCUUAUGGUGGUGUUUGAACAGACGGUUUGCCCAACCUCUAUCCGGCCUAGACAAAGACUAUAGUUAGAACAAAGCAAAUGUCAUAGAAUGGGUCAUGGGACGUGGCAUAUUCAAGAUAUUUCAAUGGUUUUUACAUAGCCUUCAAUGUUGCCUGGGGGAGUCACCUAGGGAAGAACGCAAUGUAAACAUUUGUCUUUGGACACAUGGCGCGUUGUUGAAUACAGUACAUGUUUCUUAUGAUGGAGUCAUACAUUUUUUUUCUGUCUAUAAUGAUGUGCUUAUUUUGAGGAGAGCUGCGCCCUUGAUAUCUGCUUUUUGGUGUGUGAAUGUUUUAAUGUGGCCUGAAUGGAUGGAGAUGGGGGUUGAAGGAUGGAUUGGACAGUCUUGGGCUUUGGCGUAGAACUAAAUGUAACCGGUACUUUCUGUUUUUAUCCUUUGUAGUAUUUCAACUAGUAGGCUGGAUAGAUAAUUUAAAAAUUUAAAAUGAAUUUAAAUACAUGAAGUUAACACUUGGAAUGGAUGUAUGUGUAAUUUCCACCUUGAAUGGGUUGUUUUUUGUGUGAAAAGGUCAGAGGGUGCUAUGAGAUGUAACUGUGCCCUAGGGGGGGCUGACUACACUAAUGAUGCAUUAUUUCCUCUUGCAUAUAUUGAUUAUUGACCUUUAAAAGGUCAUGACCUCUUGAUAUUAAACUAUUAUAACAUAAGGAAAAUUUGGUGCUAUCCUGAUCCAGUGUAGUUCUCAUAGGUGGGUAUUGGUUUACGUCAAGGAAUCAGUAAAAUGUGAUAAUUGUGUGUAAACUAGAUUACCAGAGAACAGAAUGAUGAUCUUCUCCAUAAGCUGGCUGUUAGUGUGUGUUGUUGAUUUAAAGCUAUUAUGGUAGUGUGUGAUAUUUGUCACAUUAUUUUAUCAGUGUGACAUACACAUAUACACACAGCCAUAUGGGGGGAACUUCCCCCCCCCCGGGCUGUCAUUACAACACCUCCUACUCCCAAACCGUCCGGAUCAGUGUGUGGUGACGUGAGCAUCUCCAUGCCUCUUCACUGGUGUAAAGGACCAAAAGGCUACACACACAACCCUCAGUUAACCUUCCCACUCCUGGGGAAACCAACCAGUCACUACAAGCUUUCACUGUGAGUGGCAGGAAAGGGUUAACUAGUGAUAAUGCUUACUGUAGUAGUGGAACAAAACAGAUGUGAAGUGUUAUGCUCUGUGUGUAAUGUUCUACAUCUCCUUCCACCCAACUGUAAAGGUUAUUAGUAAGGUGGGUCCAAUUCUUGUGUCGUUUAUUUUAGGUCACCUCUCCGGUUAUGUCAUCUGAAUUCCACCCGCUUCGUUAGGGUUGAUCAAUUUCCUGUCUGUCAUGUUUUAGAUAACUUAUCAGCGUGCGUAAACAAAUAUUUCCCCCUUCAGAUAUUGAAGAUAGUAGUCUCUGAUUUAAGCUAUUCUAUUUAGAAUCUCUAUCCUGUCAGGUCUACUCAUUCUCAGGGCUCGUAAACGUAAUGGAAACCUAAAUACAACACCAGUAUCGUGCAAGAGAGCCGCAGUGACGAUACCGUGUACAUUGACAAAGACAAAUUGUAAUCUUGUGGGGUGCAGGAUGUGCUCCUUAUAUUGCAUCUUGUGGUUUCAAUUUAUUGUAAAGCAAAUAUCUCACACUUUACUUUGAGCAGUUUAUUUUAAUCACGCCAUUCAGAAUCAACCACAGUGUGCUCAUCAAUUGCCCGACAUAAUUGACCUUCAUCACCCCCAUGAUGACAUUUCUUUAAUCAGAUCUUGAUUUAUCAUUUCUAUAGAUCAUGUAGGGAGGUGUGGUACAGUGUGAAUGUACAAGAAUGAACAUGAUCACCUACUUGGGGACACAUUUUGUCACCACCAAGAGUGUGAAGACAACCACAGAUCUUUAGAAGAACAAGUUCCACAGGAAGUCAUUUGUUGAAGCAGAGAAGUCACAUGAGUUAAAUCUUUACAUGUGAAAUCUCUAGUUGCAGUAGUAAAAGAGAAGGCAAAUUGAAACGUCUAAAAGUCCCUCCCCAUCAGUAUGUACUGUAUUAAACUUUUAAUCUAC
Salvelinus fontinalis (brook trout) is the source of this 8506-nucleotide messenger RNA. RefSeq names its product adenosine 3'-phospho 5'-phosphosulfate transporter 1-like. Gene Ontology annotation, biological process: transmembrane transport. NCBI's taxonomy places the organism in Eukaryota, Metazoa, Chordata, Actinopteri, Salmoniformes, Salmonidae. The coding region runs from base 224 to 1546 and encodes 440 amino acids. Gene Ontology annotation, cellular component: endoplasmic reticulum membrane; Golgi membrane. Gene Ontology annotation, molecular function: 3'-phosphoadenosine 5'-phosphosulfate transmembrane transporter activity. The transcript has 4 exons. The record is from RefSeq and is a predicted model, not a curated record.